This is a messenger RNA of Artibeus jamaicensis (Jamaican fruit-eating bat), 3163 nucleotides long. RefSeq names its product checkpoint with forkhead and ring finger domains (gene CHFR). Gene Ontology annotation, molecular function: ubiquitin-protein transferase activity; protein binding. Gene Ontology annotation, biological process: mitotic cell cycle checkpoint signaling; protein ubiquitination; ubiquitin-dependent protein catabolic process. The transcript has 17 exons. Lineage: Eukaryota; Metazoa; Chordata; Mammalia; Chiroptera; Phyllostomidae. Bases 1 to 1974 code for a protein of 657 amino acids. The record is from RefSeq and is a predicted model, not a curated record. Gene Ontology annotation, cellular component: nucleus.
AUGGAGCAGCCGCCUCAGGAGUCGCCUCAGGAGCCGUGGGGGCGGCUCCUCCGCUUUGGCGGUGAGGAGAGCGAGCCGCCUGUUUUCCUGCGGAAACGCGAGUGGACCAUCGGGCGAAGGAGAGGUUGUGACCUUUCAUUUCCUGGCAAUAAACUGAUCUCUGGAGAUCACUGUAAAAUUAUUGUGGAUGAAAAAUCCGGUCAGGUGUCACUAGAAGAUACCAGCACCAAUGGAACAGUAAUUAACAAGCUGAAGGUUGUUAAGAAGCAGACUUGUCCUUUACAAACGGGGGAUGUUAUCUACUUUGUAUACAGGAAGAACGAGCCAGAACACAACGUGGCGUACCUCUACGAGUCUUUAAGUGAGGAGCACGGUGUGGCACAGGACUCCUUCGAGGCCAAUAAAGAAAACAUGUUCCACGUGACCAAAGAUACCUCAGGUGCAGGGCAAGGGGAUGAGCCCCAGGUCCUGCUGCCAUCGCCCACCACUCAGGUGUGCUUUGAGGAACCACAGCCAUCAACGUCAACGUCUGACCUCUUCCCCCGGGUCGCUACCUCUUCCAUGGAGCCCCCUGCAGGGCGAGCACUGCCCUCCAGCUCCGCCACCGGAGAUGCCGGCAUCUCCCCGAAAGGAUGUGGUCCACCUGUGACAAGCGAAGACACCUCCAGCAUCCCUUCAGCUGUCCCCAGCAGAGAGGGAGCAUCCUUUCUUCCAUCAGAACCGCAGAAUCCGGAAGGUCUGGAGCCCGUUAAGAAGAGAAUGAGAGAAGAUGGGGAACCCAACCUGAACCUGCAUUUGUUGGUAAAAGACCAGGGUAGGGACACCCACAGCGCCCCCGAGGGGGUCAGGGCUGCGGCUGCGAAGCCUGACAGGAUGGAGGAGCAGCUCACGUGCUGCAUCUGCCAGGACCUGCUGCACGACUGUGUGAGCCUGCAGCCCUGCAUGCACACCUUCUGCGCGGCCUGCUACUCGGGCUGGAUGGAGCGCUCCUCACUGUGCCCCACGUGCCGCUGUCUGGUCGAGCGGAUUUGCAAAAACCACAUCCUCAACAACCUGGUGGAGGCGUACCUUCUCCAGCACCCAGACAAGAGGCGGAGCGAGGAAGAUGUGCAGAGCAUGGCCGCCAGGAACAAGAUCACUCAGGACAUGCUGCAGCCCAAAGUCAGGAGGUCUUUCUCAGAUGAGGAGGACAGUUUGGAGGACCUGCUGGACCUGUCAGAUGAGGACAGCGAAUCCUCGGAUGUUAGCCAGCCAUACAUCGUGUGCAGACAGUGCCCCGAGUACCGGAGGCAGGUGGGGCAGCUCUUUCACUACUCAGGACCUGGCAGCGAGCUGCGGGCACUGCAGGCAUCCGGGGACACACCAUCAACAUCUGCCAGUGUCAUACAAGCCCAGGACUAUGUGUGCACCCUGCAAGGGAGCCAUGCCAUAUGCACCUGCUGCUUCCAGCCCAUGCCUGACCGGAGGGCGGAGCGUGAGCAGGACCCCCGCAUCGCACCCCAGCAGUGUACCGUCUGCCUGCAGCCUUUCUGCCACCUGUACUGGGGCUGCGCCCGCACCGGUUGCCUCGGCUGCCUGGCCCCCUUCUGUGAGCUCAACCUGGGUGACAGGUGUCUGGACGGGGUGCUGAACAACAACAACUACGAGUCUGACGUCCUGAAGAAUUACCUCGCGGCCAGGGGUUUGACGUGGAAGAACGUGUUGGCUGAGAGCCUGGCAGCGCUGCAGAGGGGCGUGUUCCUGCUGUCUGACUACAGGGUCACGGGGAGCACCGUGCUGUGCUACUGCUGUGGUCUGCGGAGCUUCCGAGAGCUGACCUACCAGUAUCGGCAGAACAUUCCUGCCUCCGAGUUGCCAGUGGCUGUAACUUCCCGUCCGGACUGCUAUUGGGGUCGCAACUGCCGUACUCAGGUGAAGGCCCACCACGCAAUGAAAUUCAAUCAUGUCUGUGAACAGACGCGGUUCAAGAACUGAGCAUCUGAGGAGGCACCACGGUGGCUUGGGAGCACAAGGGUCAGUGACAGCGUGUUUCAGGAAGGACUAAAUAUGAACACUGUAGGGCAUUUUACAUUCCCUCAGGGCACGCUGUGGGUCUCUGCAUCCAGCACUCUGGUGUGGCUUUUUGUUCUGUGGAGGAGACCCUCACAAUGAGGCCCCAGAAACAGCCCUGGGGGGCCCAGAGCUUCCGUCCUCUGAGCUUGGGGCCACCUGAAGCGCUUCAGCCAGAACAGCCAUCAGCUGUCCCCUCCUUCUGAGCUGGUGGUGUGCAGGUUUGCUCUUUGUACCUUUCCCACAGCUGUGGUUAAAACGCACAUCUCUUUCCAAGAAAAGUUUAAUGAGAGAAAAAGGAAAGUUUGUCAGAAACGUUCUGUUCUUUAAGGAAAACGUUUACAGCCCACAGGCUUUGCAGUACCCUGUAGGGAAAGCGACAGCUCUUACGAGCUUUUAUUUUAAUAGGGUUGGUGCUUAUCUUUUAAUAAGAUUUAAAUACCACAAAUUGUAGCACAAAUAAUAUAAUUUAUAAUUUACAAAUUGACUAAUACUAGGGAUAGAUAGUACGGUAUUUGGAUAAACAAACAUGUUUCUGUUUAUUAAUAAAAAACACGAUCAGGUGUCCAGAACUGCUAACCCUGGACACCGACACUGAGUGUGUGGCCCCUCCCAGGCCUGGGAAAGUUGGGGCGCCACCACCCUGAGCCUGUAAGCAAAGAGCUGGCCCUGCUGCUCCUCUGUCUGCAUAGCUGCAGGCCCCACCCACUGUCCCCAAGUUCUUUAUUCCCUCCUGUGGGUCCCUGGCCAUGGGCAGCCAAGGUUCAGGUGCAGGUCAGCCCUGCUGCCACCUCGACCCCCCCCAGAGCAGCCCCUUCCUGCCAAGAGCUCCAGGGGCCUUGGCUUCCGCUAGUCCUUGCCCUUUCCUCCUGCACUGGGUUUGCUGUCAUCUGGAAUAAUACUUGAAAUUUUGUUCUUUGUAAAAGAAAAAAUAUUUUUUAUCUUUUAUUAAAAUCACUUGUUAAUUUUGUUUGAAAAAUUGUAACUUUUUUGCUUCUUCUCAGGAAUACGAUUUUAAACUGUUGUCUUGCUCUUGACACAGACUGAGAAGCAGCACCUGUUUGUGAGAGAAGGCCUCCUUCCUGAAUUCUAAUAAACAAGCCGUGUCUGUUUC